Molecule: messenger RNA, 1983 nt
Organism: Sesamum indicum (sesame)
Lineage: Eukaryota; Viridiplantae; Streptophyta; Magnoliopsida; Lamiales; Pedaliaceae
Gene: IAR1
Product: ZIP metal ion transporter family
Biological process (GO): intracellular zinc ion homeostasis; zinc ion transmembrane transport
Cellular component (GO): membrane
Molecular function (GO): zinc ion transmembrane transporter activity
Source: RefSeq, a predicted model, not a curated record
CGGUACAGUAAAGUAAGUAGCACUACAGAAUUGAGAUUCCCACGAAGUUUUAUCUGAUGUUUUUCAGAAUUUGGUCUCCACAGUCCCAGACCAAUUCUUGCACAAAGUAAGUAAAAAUUCCCAAUUAAAAAGGAAAAUUCGUUAAUUUUUUAAUGUAGAUGCCUAAUAUAUAGUAUGAGAAAUGGAUGUACUGACGUUCGGGAUCAUCGUGGGCAUAAUUAUCCUCUUUCUCUGCGCCGUUUGCUUCAUCGCAGUCGAAGGCACCUGUUUUGUGUUUUGAGUUCUUGGGUUGCUUUCCUUUUUGUUUCUGUAAUCCAAACGGGUCAAUGGGAGGUGUUUCAGAUAAGCGGCGGCAGAUCUGUUCCUAUGGGUUUGGGGUUUUGGUGGUGGUGGGAUUUGGGUUCUUUGUGGCCGCAGCUCACCAGUGUAGCCAUGGCCACCACCACCACCACCAUGAUCAUUUGCAUGAUGAGGAUGCUGGGUUAAUUAAGGAGAUGAAACGGCAGCAGGUGCUUCUUCCAGAGGAAAUGGCUGAAGAGGAAGAUCUGAAGAUGAUGUGGUCACAUGAUGAUCAUGACCAUGAUUUUGAGCUUGUACAUGGAGGGCAUAAGCAUGGUGGUCAUGUGGAGCUUUCUGGGCUUUGGCUCUGGCUCCAUGCUAUGGCUUGUUCGCUAUUGGUUAGCUUGGCUUCGCUGAUUUGCCUGAUUUUGUUGCCUUUGAUAUUUAUACAGGGGAAGCCAUCAAAGACACUUGUUGAUUCUUUAGCAUUAUUUGGGGCUGGAGCUAUGCUGGGUGAUGCUUUUCUUCAUCAAUUGCCACAUGCUUUCGGUGGUGUGCACUCCCACUCACAUGAUGACCAUGAUCAUCAUCACCAUGCACAGUUUGGACAGUCACAUUCACAUUCACAUUCCUUAGAGGAUCUUUCCAUUGGUUUGUCAAUCUUGGCUGGAAUUGUAGUGUUCCUUAUUGUCGAGAAAAUUGUGAGGUAUGUCGAAGAAUUUUCUGGUGGAGAAAAUGCUUGGGGUCUUGGUCAUCACCACCACCACCACCAUCAUAAGCACACCAACAAAUUGAAAGAUGAUGGUCAUGCACUUGAAAAUCAUCAGGGACUAUCCCAUGCUGAGAAAAAUGAAAGAUUAUCAGAAAAGACAUCUGAAGAAAAAGAUUUGGAUAGAGCUGCUGACACGGCUUGCAGUGAUAAAACAAGUGAAAAAGAUGUUCUGCGGAAGCGAAAUACUAGCAAUAGUUCCAAUAAAGAUAGAACUGAAUCAAGCACCGACAACAUCUCCAAUGGUAAUGUUGAGUCCAUUCACAGAAAAGAACCUGUCAAGUCCCAGUCAAAUUUGGUGAUUGGUUACCUGAACCUCUUCUCAGAUGGAGUGCAUAAUUUCACUGAUGGGAUGGCUUUGGGAAGUGCAUUCCUCCUUUAUGGAUCAGUUGGUGGGUGGUCAAGAACUCUGUUUUUGCUUGCUCAUGAGCUUCCCCAAGAGAUAGGUGAUUUUGGAAUUUUGGUGAGAUCUGGUUUCAGUGUCUCCAAAGCUCUCUUCUUUAACUUUCUAUCUGCACUGCUGGCAUUAGCAGGAACUGCUCUGGCUUUGAUAUGGGGAAAAGAUCCUGGCCACUCGUCUUGGAUUGAGGGGUUCACUGCUGGUGGUUUUAUCUACAUCGCCCUUGCUGGCGUGUUGGCUGAGAUGAAUAAUGGCACCUCAGCUUUGAGAAAUACAGCAGUCCAAAUAAUCUCAUUGCUGCUUGGUAUGGCUGUUGCCCUCUGUAUAUCUCUUGUAGAAUGAUUCUCUUUUGCCAUCUAAAGUUUUCUCAAGAUCAGAUUAAAAAUGUAACACUCGGAAGUCGCGAUCAAUGUUGAACUUAAAUCAUUAUAGCAAUCAUCAAAAGUUGGUUCUGUAUGCAUAUGUACCAUUGCCGAAUGAGUCCACACUAUCCAGAGAUGAUAGCUGCUGCCACUGCGUAAGCUUAUUAUCAGCA